Messenger RNA from Phytophthora nicotianae INRA-310, 896 nucleotides. RefSeq lists its product as hypothetical. Bases 507 to 881 code for a protein of 124 amino acids. The transcript has a single exon. The record is from RefSeq and is a predicted model, not a curated record. NCBI's taxonomy places the organism in Eukaryota, Oomycota, Peronosporomycetes, Peronosporales, Peronosporaceae.
ACAAUGUAGCGCUUUGGACGACGUUGGGGUGGACUGACAAACCUUUGCUAGCCUCGAGAAGGCGAAGAUGCUGCCAUGGCAGAGUACAGUCGUGGAGAAGGAUUGAGAAGCAACCCCACGUAUGUGGAAACGGCACAAAUUUGUGCCAGCUUUGCAGUCAUAACGGUCGCUGUGAUUAUGCUGAAGCAUCAAAGGAGUCAGAAUGAGACUCGUCUCUUACCGACAGCACUAAUUGCACUGCAAGGUGACACUUGCAACGCAGCGACGCGGGACGAUCGCCAUCACUUCGCCUGGGCUGCUGCCGAUGCUAUAGGGGCUCGUUUACGCCUCGCAGGAGAUUGACCGUCGCGACUGGAGUCAACCAACAGCAGUCGUGACGGCAAGUUCCACCCUGAAAAUCCAUUUUCGAGCUUCCCUCUCCGUGUGGGGGGAGCAGGCAGUCCUACUAAAAGAAUUCCUGCGCACGAUGUUUCGGCCGCCAGCGCCAACGGGCAGCUUACGCCGCGAUGGGAUUUCUCACUGCUCGCCAUACGUUAGCACCACCCGCCACGGAGCGGAGCCGCUGUCGCCACAAUGCGAGCCCCAAAAUCCAGAUUAGUAACAGAGGGUGUAUGGCUUGUGAAGACAUCUCCGUUGUCGCCAAAAACCUACGGACCGCGAAGCGCUGUUUAACUUGCAGAGCUCUCGAGUUGCUCUUUCAAUUCUGUUGCGGUUGCAGUUAUUAUUGUGCCAACUAUUGUAAAACCAGCUAUUGGAUCAUAUUGAGGUCGAUGCACCGAAAAGUUAUGACUAUGUGCAAAUGCUCCAGUUAUUAUUAUUGUGAAACCUCUUCGAUUGUCCGACGAUUUGCACGCGUAAAACAGGGCAUAAAUCUAAAAUAGAGGGACUUAAACGGA